Messenger RNA from Telopea speciosissima, 1420 nucleotides. Its product is annotated as RNA-binding protein 24-A. Lineage: Eukaryota; Viridiplantae; Streptophyta; Magnoliopsida; Proteales; Proteaceae. Gene Ontology annotation, molecular function: RNA binding. The transcript is spliced from 6 exons. The record is from RefSeq and is a predicted model, not a curated record. The coding region runs from base 547 to 1410 and encodes 287 amino acids.
UUUUCAUUUUCAUUUCUCUUCUCCUCUGUGCAAAUCAUGACUCUUUUCCAUUCCAUUCGGUCAAGGAAAAAGAGAAAUCCCUCCUUUUCCUUUGCUAACCCCCCUUAGAUUCUUCUACAGCUCUCCUUUGAUUAGCUUUUGUCCAAAUCAUGUCAGAUUUCAGCAAAACUGCACCAUUCAGAUGCUUCUUUUGACUCUGUUUCUCUAAACGCGUCUUCAAAUCUAGGGUUUUUAUGGGGUUUAUGAGUCUUUGGGUUUAUUGGGUCGACCAAAGCUUUCCUGAUCUCAUCAAAUAAGAUCGAGUUUUCGCAGGUUUUGUUUUUGUGGUUUUCUGAAUUAGUCUGGCGUCACUGUUGGUGGAAUUUGAUAGCUGAUCACCAUAUUCUGGACAUGCAUAGGAUCUUAUUAUUUUUCUCCUUGCAAGAUGAGGUUCAGUGUUAACAAGCUCGACCUGAGUGUUACUCAUCUUAUUCGAAUUUAAUCGGUUUUCAGAAGAAUCUGCCACGUGGGACGUUCUGAGUUGGGUACAAUAUUUAUUGGAAUUCCAUGGCUUACAUGUCGAUUCCGAGUUCUGGUUCCGGAUCGAGAUCGAGUUCGAAUUCCGGGUUUCAAUUCUUGAAUUCUCCUUUCGGAGACACCACUUACACCAAAGUCUUCGUCGGUGGAUUGGCUUGGGAGACGCAGAGCGAAACUAUGCGUCGAUACUUCGAGCAGUUUGGAGAGAUUCUCGAGGCGGUCGUGAUUACAGAUAAGAAUACGGGGAGGUCGAAAGGUUAUGGUUUUGUGACUUUCCGUGAUCCUGAAUCUGCAAGGAGAGCCUGUGCUGAUCCAAACCCUGUUAUUGACGGUAGGAGGGCUAACUGUAACUUGGCUUCACUUGGGCGACCUAGGCCUGGUCCGCCUUAUGGGCGCCUGAGGUCAGCAGGUCCCUUUUUUGGCAGUUUACAAGUUCCUCGGGGAGCAUAUGUAGGAAGCCCUGGUUACCACCAACCGGUUUCUUACAGUUACCAACAAGGAUUUGCAUAUCCUCCAUAUGGGUACACUACAUAUGGACCUGAAUACGUCUACCCACAGGGUGUUUAUAAUCCUUACAUGGGUCAGCAAUAUCUUCAGAUAUAUGGGGUACCGGGGGCAGUUAACCCAGCUGUCUACCCUUUUGGGCAAUUUGGUCAGCCUCUUCCUGGCAGUCAUGGGUAUGCAACGGUUCAGGGCUACGCAAUGCCAGGUCCUCAUCUUGUGCAAUAUAGUGGGCCCAGUGUCAACGGAGUAACCACAGCUCCUAUUCCUACAAUUCAAGCCUCGUAUCCUACAGGUGUAGCAGCUCCAGUUCCUUCACAGCCACAGUUCAUGGUUCCUGCUCAUUCUCCUCAGUUCACGCAGGGUAGUGGUUCAGACCAGACGAUAGGUUGAAGGGUAGAUC